ACACGAGGGUUUGUUUCAACCUUGAGGCUCUUACAUCUUGCUUUCUGGGAUCUGCGAGACAUACGCAACCGUCUUCGUGCUACUCAUCACAUCCUGGACCAUUUCAUCAAACUAUUAACGAGCAUACACGCCGUCAUCUUCAAUUACCGGGCCUCUCGAAAGAAAGUUCCAUCACUUACACGAGAUGGAAUCAGCCCAGCACAUGGAGGGCCCGUUGCCAUUUACCGACAACAAUAACACGUCUAUCCUGCGCAACUCCCAGCAAGAAUCACGUUCGAAGACCAGAUCUCAAUCCUCUAAGCCGCGAAGAAAACCACGGUCGUCAACGUCGGAUACCAAGGGCAAAUCUGUGUUGAAUGGCUCAGAUCGUGAACACGAGAGCGAAGCUGGAGAGGACCCCCGCGACUUCCUACCCAAAAACUCGAACUCAACCCAGUCUGGGCCAAGGCCUGGAAGAAGACGUCCUUCGGCAUCUAGAGCCACACCGGCGUCAGUACUGCCUGCGGGUGAUGAGCAUUUGGUAGACCCGGUGCCUCUCCGCCCGGGGGUCCCGUCACGACGAACGGCGCCGACGAAACUACCACAGCUCGGUGAGAGCACUACGUCCUCGCUUGCAUCGGACACCGAUACCACAAGUAGUUCUUCGUCAUCAAGUUUCCGGCCCUUGAGGCGUCCUCCCGUUCGUAGGCGUACAUCCAAAGAUCUCUCCCUGAGAGCACCGUUACGCGGGGUACCCGAGGAGGUUGGUAAGCUUCCACCUGGCGGUCCCGAUUUCUCUAUACCCUUGCCAGAGCGAACCAAGAACCCACGCGACAUCGUCCAUGAUGGCGAGCGAGGCUUCAUUGUAGAUCUGAAAGUCAACUUGGAGGUGGACAUCCAAAUCAGGGCAAAGCUCAUGGGCGAUUUGACGUUGUCAGUGUUGUAACGUGUGCUUUGGAUUCAUGGGGACCAAAUUUAAUGGAAACUUAUAACAUGGCAAUAUCUGCAAUGGCGCAUAAUGGAUGGCGAUGUAAUAUUAGGAGCGAAUGGGUUCGCGGCAACAGGCUCGGGUCGGCAGCACGUGGUUCAUGACACGGACGG
Colletotrichum navitas is the source of this 1080-nucleotide messenger RNA. RefSeq lists its product as uncharacterized. NCBI's taxonomy places the organism in Eukaryota, Fungi, Ascomycota, Sordariomycetes, Glomerellales, Glomerellaceae. The transcript has a single exon. The record is from RefSeq and is a predicted model, not a curated record. Bases 185 to 925 code for a protein of 246 amino acids.